Messenger RNA from Neurospora hispaniola, 1056 nucleotides. RefSeq names its product UreF-domain-containing protein. Lineage: Eukaryota; Fungi; Ascomycota; Sordariomycetes; Sordariales; Sordariaceae. The coding region runs from base 1 to 1056 and encodes 351 amino acids. The record is from RefSeq and is a predicted model, not a curated record. Gene Ontology annotation, molecular function: nickel cation binding. The transcript has 2 exons.
AUGUCACAACUACAACAUGAGAGAGCUUUAUCCAACGAUGCCGAAGUAAUUGAAGAUGAGAUCGCCGAUCUAGAAAGACGCCUGGCAGAAGCCAAAGAGAGACAAAGACAGGCUCAGCAACAGCGGAGUGUCGUGCAAGAGUCCAAUCUUGGGGUGAUAUUAGUCCCCUCCCCGUCCCAAACCAUCCUCCACUCCACAGCCAACCACUUCCUCCUCCUCCUUUCCGACUCCGCGCUGCCUCUCGGAUCCUUCGCCUUCAGCAGCGGUCUCGAAUCCUACCUCGCCCACAACAAAUCUUCUUCCCCUUCGCAUUCUACAUCAUUUGUCACUAACAAACUACCCAAAACCAAACUUCCACCACCCUCCUUCACCUCUUUCCUCCCCCUCUCCCUCUCCUCCUACGCCUCCACCACGCUCCCCUACGUCCUCGCCGCCCACCGAGACCCAGCCCAGCUCGCCCUGCUAGACGACACCCUCGACGCAACCAUCGUCUGCACCGUCGGCCGUCGAGCAUCGGUCGCUCAGGGCCGAGCGCUGCUUUCCAUCUGGGAACGUUCUCUGUCCUCGUCACUACCGCCUUCGUCUACUUCUGCCGAAGCGGCGGCUGCCAUUCUCAAGCCUUUCUCGGCUUUGCUUAGAUCUGCAGGGGCGCCACCGUCUUCCACCACCACCAGCAGCAGCAGCAGCAGUAGCAGCAAUCCAUCGACAUCGGGCGGAAGAAGUAGCGGGUGGAACGAUCCUCCACCCGUCUCCGCCCACCUCCCGCCCCUCUUCGGUGCCAUCUGCGCCCUCGUCGGGCUCUCGCUCGAGCAGACAGCUUACGUUUAUUUGCUUAGCCACGUGAAGGCGCUGGUGAGUGCGGCAGUGAGGGCGGGCAUGUUUGGCCCCUACCAGGCGCAGAAGACGCUGGCGAGUAGGCAGGUGCAGGAGAUGAUUGGGGCGUUGAUGGAGAAGGAGUGGGAGAGAGGCGUGGAGGAGGCGGGGCAGAGCGUGCCGGUUAUGGAUUUGUGGAUUGGUAGGCAUGAGGUUCUUUAUUCGAGGAUCUUCAACAGUUAA